Diorhabda carinulata is the source of this 1520-nucleotide messenger RNA. RefSeq names its product U3 small nucleolar RNA-interacting protein 2 (gene U3-55K). The record is from RefSeq and is a predicted model, not a curated record. Lineage: Eukaryota; Metazoa; Arthropoda; Insecta; Coleoptera; Chrysomelidae. The coding region runs from base 84 to 1460 and encodes 458 amino acids. The transcript has a single exon. Gene Ontology annotation, molecular function: protein binding; snoRNA binding. Gene Ontology annotation, cellular component: small-subunit processome.
ACAACUGACGUUUAACUAACCAUAUUUUUAUCACACGUGAAGUUCAAAAUUGAAAACUUUAUGGUAAAUGUGUUGAAUUAAAAAUGUCUUUUUUUAUAAAAGGAAAGCAACAGAAUGGUGUAAAAAGGGCCAAAUAUUCUGCAACAAAAAUUAAAAAACGUAAACUUACUGAUACACCAAAAAAAAGUAAGAAACAAGAUGAAGAAAUAACUAGUAGUGAAGAUGAAGAUAUUUUCGAAGAUAAAUCGGGCGAUUAUUCUCUAUCUGAAGAUGAACAGGAAACGGCACAAGAAAAGAAACUACGUUUAGCCAAAAUUUAUUUAGAAGAGAUAGAAAAAGAAGAGAAAGCGAGAAGGGAUGAUAAAGAAGUAGAUGAAGCUGUUAUUUCCAAAAGAUUAAAAGAGGAUUAUUUAAAAGAAACUGGUAAAUUACGAUUACAAGUUGCGAGUAAAUACACAAAAUUAGACGAAAAUAUACAAACUUUGAAAUGUAGAGAGCAACAUAAAACUAUAACGUGCAUUUGCAUUUCAUCUGAUAAUAAAUACGUUUUUGUGGGCAGUAAAGAUGGAGUGGUUGUUAAAUAUUCUUUAUCAGAUUGCAAAAGAAUUGGUGUGAUUCCUUUUGUAAAGAAUUCUCAAGGAGAAGUCCUUGGACAUAAUAGUGAAAUAUUUAGUUUGGCUAUUUCCUCUGAUAGUAAAUAUUUAGCAGUAGGUACAAAAUGUAGUGAUGUGUAUAUCUGGGACGCGAAUACAUUCAAGUUUAUCAAAAAAUUUCAAGGACAUAAAAAAGGUAUUACUGGAUUGUGCUUCAAAAGGGAUUCCCACACAUUAUACUCCUGUUCAAAAGAUAGGACAGCAAAAGUUUGGAGCUUAGAUGAAAUGGCUUAUGUUGAAACACUAUUCGGACACCAAGACGUAAUAUCAUCCAUAGACGCUUUAUAUAAAGACAGAUUAGUUUCCUGUGGUGGAAGAGAUCUUAGAAUGUGGAAAAUACCAGAAGAAACCCAACUGAUCUUCAAUGGACAUAUAGGAAACAUAGACAAUGUUAAAUUGAUCAACGAAGAUACUUUUGUAUCAGGUGGAGAUGAUGGGCAGAUUUGUAUUUGGAGCAUGACAAGAAAAAAACCGUUAUGUGUUAUCAAUAAUGCCCAUGGAGUUGAUACAAAUACUAAACAACCAUUUUGGAUUAGUGCUAUUGCAGCUUUACACAAUACUGAUUUGAUAGCAUCCGGAUCAAAUGACGGUUUUGUUAGGCUGUGGAAAAUGGAAAAUAAUUUUAAAAAUCACAGUUUAAUCAAAGAAAUACCUGUGGAAGGAUUUGUUAAUUGUUUGCAAUUCACAACUGACAGUAAAAGACUAGUUGUUAGUGUCAGUAAGGAGCAUAAAUAUGGGAGGUGGACUACUAUAAAAUCUGCUAGAAACUGUUUAAAAAUUCUAACAUUUUUAGUAAAUAAUGAUUGAUUAUGUACGUUGAAUAAAUUGUAUAUAUUUAUGUUUUAAUAUAUUUUUAAAAUUUAUAAA